Homo sapiens (human) is the source of this 1185-nucleotide messenger RNA. It is a transcript of the gene CCER2, whose product is annotated as coiled-coil glutamate rich protein 2. The coding region runs from base 29 to 997 and encodes 322 amino acids. The record is from RefSeq and is a predicted model, not a curated record. Lineage: Eukaryota; Metazoa; Chordata; Mammalia; Primates; Hominidae. The transcript has 4 exons. Gene Ontology annotation, cellular component: extracellular region.
AGCGCCUUGGACCCGUUGGACGCCCACCAUGCCGCCCCGAGGGCCAGCCUCUGAGCUGCUGCUGCUGCGGCUGCUCCUGCUGGGGGCGGCCACCGCUGCUCCCUUGGCACCGAGACCCUCCAAGGAGGAGCUGACCCGCUGUCUGGCAGAGGUGGUCACAGAGGUGCUGACCGUGGGCCAGGUCCAGAGAGGACCCUGCACUGCUCUUCUCCACAAGGAGUUGUGCGGGACAGAGCCCCACGGCUGUGCGUCCACCGAGGAGAAAGGCCUGCUGCUUGGGGAUUUCAAGAAGCAGGAGGCUGGGAAGAUGAGGUCCAGCCAGGAGGUGAGGGAUGAGGAAGAGGAGGAGGUAGCAGAGAGGACCCACAAGUCUGAGGUCCAGGAACAAGCCAUCCGCAUGCAAGGGCAUCGCCAGCUCCACCAGGAGGAGGACGAGGAGGAGGAGAAGGAGGAGAGGAAGAGGGGGCCCAUGGAGACCUUUGAGGACCUGUGGCAGCGGCAUCUAGAGAAUGGAGGGGACCUCCAGAAGCGGGUGGCAGAGAAGGCCAGUGACAAAGAGACGGCCCAGUUCCAGGCAGAGGAGAAGGGGGUGCGGGUGCUGGGCGGGGACCGCAGCCUGUGGCAGGGGGCCGAGAGAGGCGGAGGAGAGAGGCGCGAGGACUUGCCCCACCACCACCACCACCACCACCAGCCAGAGGCUGAGCCCAGGCAGGAGAAGGAGGAGGCUUCGGAGAGGGAGGUGAGUAGGGGGAUGAAGGAGGAACACCAACACAGUUUGGAGGCAGGGUUGAUGAUGGUCAGUGGAGUCACAACUCACAGCCACCGGUGUUGGCCCUGCACCACCAGAUCCAUCACUAGUGGAUCACAGUGGCCAAGACUGACACCACGACUGGCUAACAACUUCCGUGCAAGGCCUUUACCUUAUACUUCCACACUACUGUAUGGACUACAGCAACCAAGAUGGCACCAUUGCACAGAAGCAAGCCACCAUCACUAGCAAGUUGGCCACUGUGAAAAGUGGCUGCUGUGCCUACUUCACUAGGUGACAGACAGACACCAUUGCUGGGUCAUGGAAAACAAGAUGUCACCAUGAUUGGUGGCACCAAAAGUGCCGUAACAGGGUGGGCAUGGUGGCUCACACCUGUAAUCCUAGGGAGGGUUAAUCCUUUCAGAGGCCAAGGUGGG